Papilio polytes (common Mormon) is the source of this 10157-nucleotide messenger RNA. It is a transcript of the gene rg, whose product is annotated as neurobeachin. Gene Ontology annotation, molecular function: protein kinase binding. The transcript has 53 exons. Gene Ontology annotation, cellular component: cytosol; membrane. The coding region runs from base 118 to 9555 and encodes 3145 amino acids. The record is from RefSeq and is a predicted model, not a curated record. Gene Ontology annotation, biological process: intracellular protein localization. NCBI's taxonomy places the organism in Eukaryota, Metazoa, Arthropoda, Insecta, Lepidoptera, Papilionidae.
UGGUAGAAAGCGACAUUGGUGCGUUAUCAUGUGAGCCGAUGGAAUAAUGUUUUCUUGAAUUUUUUCGUCGUGAGUGGAUUAAAUUUUGUGUGUAAGUGAAUAGUGACAUAGUUAAAUAUGGCGGACUUAAAGUCGCCGCCUUUUAGUGAAAUUACGAGACCUGAGGAAGUAGUCAGGAUGACGACGAACGAUAGCCUGAAAUUUGCGGUCCUUAUCGGCUUGAUUGAAGUCGGCCAGGUGACCAACCGGGAGGUGGUGAACACCGUCUUACAUCUGCUGGUUGGUGGAGAGUUCGACAUGGAGCUGAACUUCGUGAUCCAGGAUGCGCAGAACAUCCAGCACAUGCUAGAACUUCUGGACCACUGCCCGCCCAGCUUGCAGGCGGAGAUCUGGUCGGUGUUCAUCGCAAUCCUGCGCAAAAGCGUGCGCAACCUGCAGGCGUGUACAGACGUCGGCCUCAUACAUCACGUGCUGCAGAGGCUGCCCCGAGCGGAGACAGUUGUCGCUGAUUUGCUUAUAGAAAUGCUGGGAGUCCUCGCGAGCUACAGUGUCACAGUCAAAGAACUCAAGCAGCUGUUCAAUGCUAUGAAAGCUGUUAAUGGCAAAUGGCCGCGGCACUCAGCCAAGCUCCUCAACGUGUUACGUCAGAUGCCCCACAGAAAUGGACCUGACGUUUUCUUUAGCUUCCCCGGACGGAAAGGAUCGGCGAUAGUGCUGCCCCCGCUAGCGCGGUGGCCGUAUGAGAACGGAUUUACCUUCACCACAUGGUUCAGACUGGAUCCCAUCAAUUCAGUGAACAUAGAGCGAGAGAAACCAUAUCUAUACUGUUUUAAGACGAGCAAAGGUGUGGGUUACACGGCACACUUUGUCGGCAACUGCUUAGUGCUGACAUCGAUGAAAGUCCGCGGCAAAGGCUUCCAGCAUUGCGUCAAGUACGAGUUCCAGCCAAGAAGAUGGUACGCGAUAGCUGUCGUGUACAUCUACAACAGAUGGACGAAGAGCGAGAUCAAGUGCCUGGUAAACGGCCAGCUCGCCUCCAGCACUGAAAUGGCCUGGUUCGUCUCCACUAAUGAUCCGUUCGACAAGUGCUACAUCGGUGCGACGGCGGAGCUGGACGAGGAGCGUGUCUUUUGCGGCCAGAUGGCGGCCAUCUACCUGUUCGGAGAGGCGCUCACCACUCACCAGAUCUGCGCCAUGCACCGCCUCGGACCUGGAUAUAAGAGCCAAUUCCGUUUCGACAACGAAUGCAACAUCAGUUUGCCGGAAAACCACAAAAGGGUGAGCGAGACGGCCGCGCCCAAGCUUGAGUACGCUGAACCCCCGCCCGAUCCCGAUAACGAUCCCAAUCCCGAUAUCGAUCCCGAAUCCAAUCCUGACGCUUCUGAAGAUACCAGGGGAGCAGAAGAUAGCGUAGUUGUAAAGGAAGACUCGACGCCUCGAGGCAGGAGGCUGGCGGAUGAAGCGCGCGAAGUGGCCGCCGCGCAUGCGACCCUGCUCGUAGAUAUUGAAGCAUGCAAGCGUGGUCAGUUUCGUUUCAACUCCGAGUCCAGAGUGCCUCUACCGACCGCUGAGGUCCGGGUAGAUAAGUACGGCGAUCUUAUACACGAUCCAACGCAGAAUAUACAUGAUGUGCUAUAUGACGGCAAGCUGUCGUCAGCCAUCGUGUUUAUGUACAACCCUGUGGCGACGGAUGGCCAACUUUGUCUGCAGUCUGCCCCUAAAGGCAACGUCUCAUACUUCGUGCACACGCCGCACGCACUCAUGCUGCAGGAGGUGAAGGCAGUGGUAACACACUCCAUACACAGCGCUCUUAACUCUAUCGGCGGCGUGCAAGUCCUGUUUCCACUGUUCGCACAACUCGAUCUACCCCACGACGCACCUCCUAAUGAGCCUAAAAGAGACCCUAUGCUGUGCUCGAAGUUGCUUGGUUUCGUGUGCUCGCUGGUGGAGUCGUGCAGCACGGUGCAGCAACACAUGUUGCAAUGCCGGGGUUUCCUCGUCGUAUCUCAUAUGCUGCAGCGCUGCGGUCGCGACCACCUCACUGCAGACACGCUGGCGUCCUUCCUGCACCUCACUAAACACCUGGUUACAUGCUGCUCGCCUAACUCUGAUUUACUACUGAAACAGCUGCUAGACCACGUGCUGUUCAACCCCUCGCUGUGGAUCCACACACCAGCGGCGGUGCAGGCCAGGUUGUACUGCUACCUGGCGACCGACUUCCUGGCAGAUGCUCACAUCUACGGCAGCGUGAGGAGAGUCAGCACGGUCCUGCAAACUGUACACACCCUGAAAUACUACUACUGGGUGGUUAAUCCUAGGACCAAGAGUGGGAUCACCCCUAAAGGAUUGGAAGGUCCUCGUCCCGCGCACAAGGACAUCCUGACCAUCCGUGCGUACAUCCUGCUGUUCUUGAAGCAGCUCAUCAUGAUUGGCAAUGGCGUGAAGGAGGACGAGCUGCAGGCCAUCCUCAACUACCUCACUACAAUGCACGAGGACGAGAAUCUUCACGAUGUCCUACAGAUGUUGAUAUCUUUGAUGUCAGACCAUCCCAGCUCAAUGGUGCCCGCUUUCGAUGCUAAGGGUGGAGUAAGAACCAUAUUCAAACUGCUGGCCUCAGAGAGUCAGCUGAUCAGAUUGCAGGCACUCAAACUACUCGGCUUCUUCCUUAGUCGAAGCACACACAAGCGUAAAUAUGACGUGAUGUCGCCUCACAAUCUGUACACGUUGCUGGCGACGCGGCUCGGCGCGGCGGGAACUGGGGGCACCGUGGGCAGCGCGGGGAGUGCCGCCGGGGGCCCUGGGAUCACGGGGGGCACGGCGAGCGCGGGGCUAUCACUGCCCGUGUACAACGCGCUGUACGAACUGCUGACAGAGCACGUGGCGCAGCAGAUCCUAUACACCAGCCACCCGGAGCCACAGCCGCACUUCCGACUGGAGAACCCCAUGAUAUUAAAAGUGGUAGCAACACUGAUCCGACAGUCAAAGCAGACGGAACAGCUGUUGGAAGUAAAGAAGCUGUUCCUCUCGGACAUGACGCUGCUGUGUAGUAACAACCGCGAGAAUCGGCGCACUGUGCUGCAGAUGUCAGUGUGGCAGGAGUGGCUGGUGGCCAUGGCUUACAUCCACCCCAAGAACGCAGAAGAGCAAAAGAUCUCCGACAUGGUGUACUCGCUUUUCCGUAUGCUGCUGCAUCACGCCAUCAAGCACGAGUACGGCGGCUGGCGCGUCUGGGUCGACACGCUUGCCAUUGUGCAUUCCAAGGUUUCAUACGAGGAGUUCAAGCUUCAAUUCGCCCAAAUGUACGAGCACUACGAGCAGCGGCGUGCGGACAACAUCACGGACCCGGCGGAGCGCCAACAGCGGCCGAUAUCUACCAUCUCUGGCUGGGAUAGGCACACGGAGCCCGCUGCGCCGCGCCUGCGCUCCGACGCCGGCGACAGCGCCGCCAGCACUCCCGCCACCAUCAAGAAGCAGAACGUUCUCAACCACGCGGCGCAGACGGAGAUCGGCAAGGGACUCUCACUCAGGGAGGUCGAGGGUUGCAACUGCAACAAACGUGAUUCCCGUGAUAGUGACAGGAGCGAGGAGCCAAGGACUACACAAGUGUAUAGUGACGUGUGUAAAGUGCAUAGUCCUCUUAAGCAGAGCGCGGGCUCCGACGCCGGCGCCGACGACGGUUGUGAUAGUGUUAAUAAUGAAACCGAGCAUGCAGUGGACGAGGGCGAGCAGCUCGGCGAUGAGCAGACCCCUGACAGCGAACUGGUGCAGUCCAUUAUUGACAACAAGUUGCUAGAGAGUUCCGAAUCCGGCAUCGGAAUAAUCGACUCGGACAAGACAGACAAACCUCUCAGCCGGCAAGGCAGCCUGGAUUACAUUCCGGUUAGGGACGUAGGAGACAGCCUCACCAAAGAUGAUAACACGGAUAAGAGUGAAGGUAUACCCUCGAGCUUGUCUGCGAGCGAAGCUACGAGUCCUGAGAAAGUGGUCGAUAUGAAUAUUGUACACGAGAGAGAAUCAGAACUAUCGGAUCGGUCCGAAUUAUAUUUAACCCCCAGCGAGGCUACGAGUCCCAGAAGAAUGCAGGAAAAGUCUGAAACUAGUAUUUCUGAAGAGAUAACCGGCGAUGAUCCUAAACAUAUCGCUAUUAACAUUGUCAACGAUGUACUGUCUAUAGCCCUAGAGACAGUGAAACUGAAGGCGGACGAUGACACGGACUCAGGAGCGAUAUCCGGCGGACUGCACUCUGAGGGGAACACGCCCAACGGACGAGACGACUUCGAACAGGACAUGGAAGAAAUGAUCGAUCAAAAACAAACCGUUGAAACGAUCGCUAGUGAACUUGUUAUGGAUCUAAUUUCAACAGUUGUUUCUACAAGCGAAGCUCAAGAAGAGACGAUGACCAAAGAUAGCGAAAGCCCUAGGAGAGCUUCGACUUCUGAACAUUCUGAGGAAGGAAAUGUCUUACCUCUAGAUGGAGAUUUCAUAGUUAAUCCCGAUAGUGACGGACCGUCGCAAGAUAUGUUAUCAAGUAAAAUAGCCGAAGAAAAUGCGAAAAAUGAUAGCCAUAGAGUAGAAACGGAGGAGUCGGAAGAUAAUAAAACACCAGAAAUUCCGCCAAUUUCGACAAUUAGCGAGAAUAUAUCGCUUGCCAACAAAAAAGAACAUGAGCACGAGGAAGAGAGAAGUCGAGAGAGCGAGCGAGACAAGAGACGAGUUAGCUUACCGGGUGAUAGCGAGAUGAAACAGGACGGCAGAACAGAAAACGUAUCGCAAGGCACGAACACAUCCGCUUCACCAAAACGACCGCGAAGCGCGUCCACGAGUACUCAAGUCGAUUCAAAUCACUUCGAAUCAAGUCGUCCAAAGUGCACACGGCCGAUGUUCUCACCGGGUCCGACGCGACCCCCGUUCCGCAUCCCCGAGUUCCGUUGGUCCUACAUCCACCAGCGACUGCUUUCAGACGUGCUCUUCUCACUGGAGACUGACAUACAGGUGUGGCGUAGUCACUCCACUAAAUCGGUGAUAGACUUCGUAAAUAGCAGCGAGAACGCGAUCUUCGUGGUGAACACGGUGCAUCUCAUCAGCCAGCUCGCAGACAACCUGAUUAUCGCGUGCGGCGGCCUGCUACCGCUGCUGGCCUCCGCAACAUCCCCUAAUAAUGAGCUGGACGUUAUUGAGCCGACUCAGGGUAUGCCUGUGGAGGUUGCUGUGACGUUCCUUCAACGGCUGGUCAGCAUGGCCGACGUGCUGAUCUUCGCCAGUGCUCUCAACUUCGCUGAGCUGGAGGCUGAGAAGAACAUGUCUAGCGGUGGAAUACUACGCCAGUGUCUGAGAUUGGUGUGUACGUGCGCGGUUCGCAACUGCCUCGAGUGCAAGGAGCGGCAGCGCUGCGCCGCCGCGCGUGCGGCACGUGCCCCGGAUUCUCCCGCGCCUAAGAGCGUGGUGGCGAGCCUAGCAGACACGUCGAGCCCAGUGAAGGACCCCGAGCGCUUACUGCAGGACAUGGAUGUUAACAGGCUGCGUGCCGUCAUCUACAGAGACGUGGAGGAGACAAAGCAAGCUCAGUUCCUGUCAUUAGCGAUCGUGUACUUCAUCUCAGUGCUGAUGGUGUCCAAGUACCGCGAUAUCUUGGAGCCGCCGCACGCGUCGCACGCGCCGCCUGACUGCGCGCGCAGACCACAUCACCAUGAACACCACGACCACACUGGCGAUGACGUGGAAUACGCAAUGAUUGUCGUAGACGAGAAUAAUUCAAACAUGAAUGAGUUGGAUUCGCCUUCGAUGAAGGAAGAUAAAGAAGAGGGCGUGGCGUGUAUUGAAACGACAACAGACGAGGCGAAACCGAAUACUAGCGAAAAGACUAAGAGUGAAGAUUCCCCCGCUUCGGAGAAGGAGGAACCGCUUUACAAGUCCAGUCUCCGAGUAGCCAGGCCUAAGCCCAAGAGCGUAGAUUCGAUUGAGGAUGCCGGUUCUUUCCACCUGAACUCGACGGAGACGACAAACAACGAUCCAGAGACAUCUAGUGAGAUCGCAAUGGACGAUAAUAAACAUGCAGUGAGCAAUGACGAGUCUUGGACUGAUGUAAACCUGAACGAGGAGGAGCGAGGGCCCGCCACCAUCACGCGGAGAGACCAUGAAGGGAACAUACAUGAAGAAAUGGAGAAGCAAAUCCAGAUGAGGAAUGCGGAGCAGCAGCAGCUGCAGCAGAGGCACCAGCGGAGGACCCUGCAGGCGUCGCAGAGACACCUGCACCCGGACAACGAGACCCUGGCGGGUCUGAGCGCGCUAGGCGCUGGAGUGGGUGGAGGCGUAGGCGCGGGCGAGUUAAGCGCAGGGCGCGAGGCGUCCCGCGAAGCCUCGUUGACGCACAAGCUGGAGACGGCUCUGGGCCCUGUGUGCCCGCUACUGCGCGAGAUCAUGCUGGACUUUGCGCCCUUCCUGUCCAAGACCCUCGUUGGUAGCCAUGGACAGGAGCUACUUAUGGAAGGUUUGCAGACGUUCAAAUCGAGCACUUCGGUAGUGGAGCUGGUGAUGCUGCUGUGCUCUCAGGAGUGGCAGAACUCGCUGCAGAAGCACGCCGGCCUUGCCUUCAUCGAGCUUAUCAACGAGGGCCGUCUGCUUUCGCACGCCAUGAGGGAUCACAUAGUCAGGGUGGCGAAUGAAGCUGAAUUCAUACUGAACAGGAUGAGGGCUGAUGAUGUCCUGAAACAUGCCGACUUUGAGUGCGUGUGCGCUAGUACUAGUAGUGAGAGGUUGGAGGAGGAGCGCACGUGCGAGCGGCUGAUAGCGGCCGCGCGCCGCCGCGACCACGCCUCCGCCGCACGCUUGCUAGACAAGCUGCGACAUGCUGCACACGCCGCACACGACAGUAUCUCGGUUGCUGAGGAGGGCACAAGCGAAGGCUUCUGGAAGCUUGACUCGUGGGAGGAUGACGCGCGGCGCCGGCGUCGACUGGUGCCCGACCCGCGUGGUCGCCGGCGCGCCGCUCUACCUGCGCCUUCGCAUGCCCCUCCAACGCCCCCCACACCGCCUAGUGACGCCAUACUGCAGGCGACAGAGGAACUGCACGCGCGCAUCGCGCAGGCUGCGGGCGGCGCGCAGCUGCCGGCGCCAGCAGCUGACCUGCUGGACGACGCUGACGCACUGUUGGACGAACGCGACGCUGAACAGGAACUUACCGGUCCUGUGAACAUCAGCACGAAGGCGCGGCUGGUGGCCCCGGGGCUGGUGGCACCUGGCACCGUCUCCCUCACCUCCACUGAAUUAUACUUCGAAGUUGACGAGGAGGAUCCUGAAUUUAAGAAAAUCGACCCUGAGGUGCUGAAAUACUGCGAGCAUCUGCACGGGAAAUGGUACUUCAGCGAGGUGCGCGCCAUCUUCUCCCGACGCUAUCUGCUGCAGAGCGUCGCCAUCGAGAUAUUCCUCGCUAGCAGGACGUCUAUCUUCUUCGCGUUCCCCGAUCAGGCGACUGUCAAGAAAGUGAUCAAAGCCUUGCCCAGAGUGGGCGUGGGCAUCAAAUACGGCAUCCCGCAGACUAGGCGGGCAUCUAUGAUGUCACCUCGACAGCUGAUGCGGAACUCUAACAUGACACAGAAGUGGCAGCGACGAGAGAUCUCAAACUUCGAAUACCUUAUGUUCCUUAAUACGAUCUCAGGACGCACUUACAAUGACCUCAACCAGUACCCCGUGUUCCCCUGGGUGCUGACCAACUAUGAGAGCGAAGAGCUGGACCUCAGCCAGCCCUCCAACUACAGGGACCUCUCCAAGCCGAUCGGCGCGCUGAAUCCCAGCCGUCGCGCGUAUUUCGAGGAGCGGUAUAGCACUUGGGAGCACGAUUCUACGCCACCCUUCCACUACGGCACGCAUUACUCCACCGGCGCAUUCGUCCUCAACUGGCUCGUCCGCAUCGAGCCAAUGACGACAAUGUUCCUGGCGCUGCACGGCGGCAAAUUCGACCACCCCAACAGGCUGUUCUCAUCCAUCGCUUCCUCAUGGAAGAACUGUCAAAGAGAUACCUCGGAUGUUAAGGAACUGAUCCCGGAGCUGUUCUUCCUGCCGGAAAUGCUGGUGAACAGCGCGGGCUGCAAGCUGGGCAUCCAGGAGUCACCUUCGGGGGAUGUGCUGCUGCCGCCGUGGGCCUCCUCCGCCGAGGAGUUUGUGCGCAUCAACCGCAUGGCGCUGGAGUCGGAGUUCGUCAGCUGCCAGCUGCAUCAGUGGAUCGACCUCAUAUUCGGAUACAAACAGAGAGGUCCGGAAGCAGUCCGCGCCACAAACGUGUUCUACUACCUGACGUACGAGGGCGGGGUGCGGCUGGACCAGAUCACGGAGGCGGUGACGCGCACGGCGGUGGAGGACCAGAUCCGCAGCUUCGGGCAGACGCCGGCGCAGCUGCUGAGCGAGCCGCACCCCCCGCGCGCCUCCAGCCUGCACCUCGCGCCGCUCAUGUUCGCCGCGCCGCCGGACGACGUCUGCAUGCGCCUCAAGCUGCCCUCCAACGCCGCCGUCGUGCAUGUCUCCGCCAACACCUACCCGCAGCUCGCCAUGCCCGCCGCUGUCACGGUGAGCGCGGCGCGGGCGUUCGCAGCGCACCGCUGGGCGGGCGGCGGCUGCGCGCACGCGGCCGCGCGCGCCGACCUCGCGCCGCACCACCACCACCACCCGCUGCUCAUGGACCCCGUCUGGGCGGGCGGCGGCGCGGGCGCGCUGGCGCGGCGGCAGCUCGGCGACAACUUCUCGCAGCGCGUGAAGGCGCGCAGCAACUGCUUCGUCACCACAGUCGACUCGCGCUUCCUCAUCGCCGCCGGCUUCUGGGACAACAGCUUCAGGGUCUUCUCCACUGACACCGCCAAGAUAGUUCAGAUAAUCUUCGGUCACUACGGCGUGGUGACGUGCGUGUCGCGCUCCGAGUGCAACAUCACGUCGGACUGCUACAUCGCGUCGGGCUCGGAGGACUGCACGGUGCUGCUGUGGCACUGGUCGGCGCGCCACGGCGGCGUGGUGGGCGAGGGCGACACGCCGGCGCCGCGCGCCACGCUCGCCGGACACACCGCGCCGCUCAACGCCGUGCUCGUCUCCGCCGAGCUCGGCCUCGUCGUCUCCUCCUCCAUCAACGGUCCAGUGUUGAUCCACACGACAUUCGGCGAGGUGCUGCGCGCGCUGCCGGGCGCGGGGGGCGCGGGGGGCGCGGCGCCGCAGCAGCUGGCGCUGGCGCGCGAGGGCGUGCUGGUGGUGGGCUACGCGCGCGGACACCUCGCCGCCUACACACUCAACGGACGCCGCCUGCGCCAUGAGACGCACAAUGACAACUUCCAGUGCCUGGUGCUGUCGCGCUGCGGGGAGUACCUGGUGUGCGCGGGCGACGCGGGCGUGGUGGAGGUGUGGCGCGCCUUCACGCUGGCGCCGCUCUACGCCUUCCCGCCCGCCGGCGCGCCCGUCUGCAGCCUCGCGCUCUCGCACGACCAGAAAUUCCUCUUGGCGGGUCUCGAAAACGGUUCACUAGUUGUGUUCCACAUAGACUUCAACAGAUGGCACCACGAGUACCAGCAGCGCUACUGAUCCUCGUCUUACGCGCACUUUCACUGCUAACUGGCUCAGUGUCUCUCGAACAUUCUAAAAUUGCCGUUUUGUGUCAUGAAAUGUCAAUUGAAUUUGACAGAUGUCAGUUAUUGUCAGUGUUACCGUGGUGUGGAACGCGUUAUAAGUUUAGAAAUAUCAAUACCUAAGUUUAAUUUCGUUUGGAAAUACUUUUGAUGUUUUUAAACUUUUAGCGUCUUUAGAAGCUAGAUCGGCGUUAGGCACCUAAAUUGCUUUGAUAAGCGUUAGAAAUUAUUAGUUUGCUGCUACUCCUUGCUAUAUUGGCUAGUGUUGCAACGUUUGACUUAUGACAUUAUUUUAAUGAUUUUUUAGAAAAAAAUUAACCUACCAAAAAACAUCGCUUUUUUUAUUAACCUCAUAUAACCUUGUAGGCGAUUUAAUUCUUUCUUUACUAUUGUUACUAAUACUUUUUAAACCUAGCAACACUAGCCAAUUUUAGUAGAGUUAAUUGAUAUGGGAGGAAGCAUCGCAUGAUGGUUCAAUUAAUGAAUUUGUAUAAAUUAAUUUCAGAGGCGGACAAGUACUUAUGUUUUAAUUCUAAGCAGUAUUUUAUUUGACAUUCC